Molecule: messenger RNA, 414 nt
Organism: Fusarium poae
Lineage: Eukaryota; Fungi; Ascomycota; Sordariomycetes; Hypocreales; Nectriaceae
Exons: 2
Coding region: 1-414 (137 amino acids)
Source: RefSeq, a predicted model, not a curated record
AUGGUGAAGAAGAAGAAGAAGAAGAAGAAGAAGAAGAAGAAGAAGAAGAAGAAGAAGAAGAAGAAGAAGAAGAAGAAGAAGAAGAAGAAGAAGAAGAAGAAAACGAUCUAUUUUGGUAGUGGCUCAGUAUGUACAUUGGCUUGGGGGCCUGGACAGGACAGCAGACGAGUUACUACAACAGGUUUCGAGGAAGGAUGGGAAAUAUUCAUGGAUAUCCCGGGCUUCAACGGGGAGCUCGGAACAUCGAAGGAAGAAGAAAAACACUUGGUCGAAGCUAUGACCGACCUCGAUAGCCACCGGAGGUUCUGGAAGGCUUCCGGACAGAAUAAAGAGACCCACGAUCAAGAGCUCAGGCCCCAUCUCAUCUAUUCAUCAUAUGCUGAGACGAUACCGGAUGCCCUAGAGAGACUCUGA